AUGACCAGUCAAAGAUCGAGCCCACACCUCACGAGAUCUAGGUCUAGUGCGGAUGAGAUAUUGACGAGAAGCAGACACAAUACUGUGCUCUCGACAUCUUUUGUGUCAACACGGAGAGCCGAUGAGCAACCUGCAUCACCAUUGAGCGCUCACAAACCGAGGCGAACGAGAAGCGGAACAGCCAAAAGUAUAAAUAAUCUCAAGCAUGACAUUCACCAUGUUCAACAAGAUCUGGUAAGGCUACGGAAAUCAAAGGAAGAUACCGAGAAACUUAAGGAGUCAGCAACGAACGACAUAUACCCCGGAAACUAUUCCCAAGAGCACCUUCAACGCCAUUCAAUGGUGUUGCAGUCGAACAACCAGUUACGGAAGCUCGACCAACAGAUCAAAAAAUCUGGAGAUCUUCUUUCAUCGCUCAGAAAGAAAUUAGACAGCACAACGGAAGAGGUACGUCCUACUGCGAGCACAAAUCCCAGUUUUAUUAGCAAGGAAUUGAGGCGUACCUCAGACUAUACGACUGCAGAUGAUAGCACAACUGCGGAAGAAUUGUCCGCCCGAUCUUUAUCUGAAGACGACGUAUCUUCGGCAAGUCUUGACGAAGCUAGCAAUGGGGAGUCUCCAGGAAAUAAACAGGUGUCGAGUAGCGACGCAGCAGCUAGCGAGAAGCAUGCUACAUGGCUCGUUAGUGACUAUUUGCAAAGUUUACAAGACAAAAAUGCGUCAACAGAUUAUCUGUUGGAAACUGCUAAUGACCUCACGCUGCUUUUGAAACAGAACCCUACCAUCAAAUUUGAUCUUUAUCUUCCUGCAUUCUCGAGUACUAUCCAGCAGUUGCUUCUGAGCGAUGCUGAUGUGACCGUUGCUGCUGCGUACCGGAUAUGCCGCCAUCUGAUCACUGGUCAAGAAUUUAUUCAGGAGCUGUUAAAAUUGCACUUGGAGCCGUUCCUUAUCAUUUCACUUGCAAAACCGAACUCGUGUUACGUGGAGAGGCUACAUGCUCUGAAACUGAUACGCUCGUUUCUUGGACAUGAUGCAGGCAUAACCCUUGGUCUUGUUCAAGCUAUUAUAAGCUGUAUUGAAAAACCAGAUGAUAGGUUAAGAGAAGUUGCAUUAGAAACAUUACUAGAACUGUGCUAUACUAAGCCUAUGUUUGUACGACGUUGCGGCGGUAUUCAAUUUCUAGGGUCAUUCAUAGGUGAAUGCUCUUCUCCUCAACAGGCGGCUUACGUCCUCGACGCCAUGCUAGACCUCAUGACAUUUCGGGAAACUCGAAGUUGUUUCAUUGAUAGCUUUGAUGUGCGCGUAGUGCUCACUUCUUUAUCAGACUCCCAAAUUAAGGCCAACUUUAACGCGGAAAGACUCAAAAGUGGAAUCAACCUUGUUAGCCGAUGCCUCACAAACUAUAACGGUAUUAUACUUUUCUCUCAAGAUGACUUCAGACCUCUGCGCGAGCUUCUUGCCUUUUUUCAGGCUCCACAGCUCGCAUCAUACUUGGUCGACCUGUUUUUAGACGUUCUUCGAAUCAGGUCAAUCUCGCCUACAGGUAAGAAAACUGCCAACCACAAUUUCAAAAUUUCUCCAUCACACUUUCAUUUUGAGACAAUGCCCAUCAAUCAAUAUGUGGGUCUUUUGGCGGGCGUUCUUUACAAGGUCGGUUUUAUAGAUUGUCUGUUGGGGGUUUUAAUUCAAUUAGCGCCAGGCAAAAAGGACCACGGAGUGGCGGCCAAAACUAGGUAUCUCAUAACAGAAUACUGCAACAUAGCAAUGAAUUUAGCGGGGCUUAAACCGAGCGCGUCAGCGGGCCUUCUUUCCUUCAAUUAUUCCGAUUUCGAGAAAGUGUUCUCUGAAGUUUUCCAGUAUGAAAAGGUCACUAAUAAGCUCAACAAAAGUAGAAAUACCAUUGGAAUGUCCGAUAUAGGUUCAUUGCGAGACAUAAUGGAUUUUUCUGAGCAACUAAAGCACAAAGCGCUUAUAAAUGAUGUUGACGAAGCUCGUUUCAAAAGAAUGGUUUACGAUACCAGGGUCCUACAAACAAAAGAUUUUUCUCUAUGGAACUGGAGUAUUUUAUCUGACCUCCUUGAGGGACCUCUUUUGAAUGGCAAGAGGCUUGACGAUCUCGCCAGAACAACCAAGUUUUUUCGGCGUCUUAUGGUGUUCUACAGACCGAUGAGAUUUCGUUUUUCAAAGAUUCGUCAAGGCUCUAGACUUGCGCCCAAGUGCGUGCAUGUGGGGCGCCAACUUUUCAGAACUCUCACAUCAAACCGAGAAGGCAUUAAGGUUUUGAGUGAUGAUACAAAGUUAAUACCUCAGAUUGCGUCUCUUCUUUUCAAGGCGAUGGAAGGUCACACAGCUGGGAACGUUUUCUCCAGGGAAAGCCUCUCGAAAACUGUAUGCGCAGGCUACUUUAAAAUUAUAGGGACCUUUACCGAAUCACUCAGAGGUGUAAGAAUUUUGGAAAAAUGGAAUGUGUUUACUGUCAUCUACAAAAUGUUUCAACACACUUCAAAGUUUACCGACUCUUUUUUGCUUCUCAUUCUCCCAGAGCUGGAUCUUGAGCACUCUCUGCACUGUCGGAACAUACUGAAUAAAGCCCUUGUUCAUCCCAUGGAAGAAGUUCGCGUCGAAGCAACACGCUUGCUCGGAAACAAAAUACAAGACAUACCACAAAAAGCGAGCACUAGCGGGAGAGAAAAGGUCCUUGAGAAAUUUCUCGUUGAGCUGCUUGUUCGCCAGCUUUACGACUUGUCACCUAAGGUAAUUGCAGCCGCUGAUAAAAUACUCUAUGACUAUUGCGCCACACAAGACUGGCCUCCUCGAGUGGAUAUACCCCGUCAUCAUCUGCUGGAUCAGCUAAUGUUUAUACGGUCUCCUAUUCUUCUGGAAUUCUUAAAGACCCCUGCCGGUUUCAAGCAAUUGAACGACAUUGGUUUUGUGGAGACAGAGAGGGAAAAAUGGAUAUCGCACAAGAACAAAGAGUACGUUAGCAGAGUUGAAGCUUUUAUUCAAGCCGAGGCGUCGAAAUUUUCUAACGACACAUCUUACAGUACACCGUCGCGGAAGAAACUGCCAAUGCAUUUCUGCCACAGUCUCGCUAGCACUGAGGAAGGAGUAAACUUGAUAUCUCAAAAAGGAGACUUUGUUCAAAUCAUAAACAUCAUAAAGAGGUAUCGUCAUAAUAACUUUCCCGACCUAACUGUGGAUGAGGACAUAGAACUAAAGGCCGCCCUAUGGUGUUGUGGCCAUAUUGGCUCAACUGAGCCGGGGAUAAACCUUUUGGACAACUACUCGAUUGUCAACGACAUUGUUAGCAUAAGCUUAAGAACGUCUUCAAUGUCCAUCAAGUUCACAUCAUUUUUUGUAUUAGGGUUAGUUGCCAAGACGAAUGAGGGUUGCGAGAUAUUGGACGAGCUUGGCUGGGACUGCAGCUUGAAUGUACAAAAGGUCCCAUUAGGGCUCACUUUCCCAAGAGAUGUGCUGCGGUUCUUGCGAUUCCCAGAAUCAAACCUCAGCGAUGACCGUUUUGCCGAUCAGGGCACGCAAAUAAAUGACGGCGACGCCCCACUUGAGUAUGAAGUACCAACCUUGGACUUAGAUAUGCUUUUGAAUAAUAAGGCAAAGGCAGAAAACACGAUGGGAGAUGCGCAAGAAGAGUUACAAGCGGAAAUUGAACGCCAAACACGAAACCUAGAGAUGUUCAGGCUGCAGGCUUGUCAGAUUAGCUCCGACGAAGCGCUCGAUAGAGUGAUGCGGGCCGCCAGCAAGCUCAAUAAUCACAUAUUGUGCAACGCUGCCGUAAAAGAAAUCACUGAAGUAAUUUCCACGUACGGAGCGGCGAGGUUCGAGACUCCAAAAGUGUUCUUUUGGGUUCUUGGGCUCUUGGAACAAUACCGGUUUAAGCCACAAGCUCGCAAGUUCCUGUGCGACCUUCUCCUGCGCAAGAAGACCCUCGAAGUCAUGAUUCGCAAGGAUAAGAAAAAACGCAAGUCUUAG
Molecule: messenger RNA, 3990 nt
Organism: Lachancea thermotolerans CBS 6340
Lineage: Eukaryota; Fungi; Ascomycota; Saccharomycetes; Saccharomycetales; Saccharomycetaceae
Gene: TSC11
Product: TORC2 complex subunit TSC11
Exons: 1
Coding region: 1-3990 (1329 amino acids)
Biological process (GO): TORC2 signaling
Cellular component (GO): TORC2 complex
Source: RefSeq, a predicted model, not a curated record